Glossina fuscipes is the source of this 3968-nucleotide messenger RNA. Its product is annotated as mediator of RNA polymerase II transcription subunit 15. Gene Ontology annotation, cellular component: nucleus. The transcript has 10 exons. The coding region runs from base 582 to 3755 and encodes 1057 amino acids. Gene Ontology annotation, molecular function: zinc ion binding. The record is from RefSeq and is a predicted model, not a curated record. NCBI's taxonomy places the organism in Eukaryota, Metazoa, Arthropoda, Insecta, Diptera, Glossinidae.
AUUCACACACAAAGUCAGAGUCAAUGCAGAGUUAGCGUCGUCGUACGUACAUCGUCAUACAGUCGGUUUUAGUUUUUGGAUCAGUGUUGUGUGUCGCCGCGUACACGGUUAAUUGUUGUUUCGAAGAGCAUGCAUUCGUUCGCUUAUUUACUCAAAUGUUAAACAAAAAUAUCACUGUGAUUAAUGCUGUUGUUAUGUAUAUAUAUGUAUAUACAUAAAUGUAUAUGCAAGUGAGUAAGAUGGUGAACGAUGAUGAUGCCGUUGUUUGUAUAUUUUUGCGUAACGUGUAACGUGAGAAAUAUAAUGUUAUAGUGAAGCGAAUCUGCCGCAUAUGAUAUACGCGAUUAGAACGACAACGGCAUUGCAACAUAAUGCAGAAGACUCUUUACCGCAACAAAAUGUUCAUUCAAUGUUAGACAAACAGCAGCCGUAAAAACAACAUUUAAAGGGAAACAAGCGUACAGUAGUAAUACCAGCAGCAGCAGCAGCAGCGGCAGUAGCAGCAACAGCAACAGCACCAGCAGCAGCAGUCUCUCACGCAACAAUCAUUUUAAUGCCAUUCUUUAUGCUCGCUCUACAAUAUGGAUUCGAAUAAUUUGCAAUUAUGUCGGAUUUGCAUCUCAUCGAAUAGCAAUUGUACACAAAUGAUUUCAAUAUUUGGCGAAGAUUUGCUAUGGAAGAAAAUCACAACGCUGGCCGAUGUUAAGAUUGAACGCGGUGAUACUUUACCCCAACAUGUCUGUAUAACCUGCGCUAAGAAUACGAUAUCCGCUUGUCUUUUUAAAAAAAAAUGUGAAGAUGCGGAUAAUUUUUUCCGUCAGCAAUUGUUGAUACAAAAAAUUGAAAGUAAAUCGGAGACGAAAAGCUGUAAUGCCAUUGCAUUAUCUGAGGCUGAUGACGAAGAAGAAGAGAUACAACGUAGCUCGGGAAAUGUUCAGAAUCGUCAACAAAAAAUCAAAAACGAUGAACAUAAAGAGAACUGUAACGUUCACGAGAGUCUAGAGAAGGGUACAAAUAAAUAUCGAUUGAAGCAAGUGAAUGGACGGCAUGAUAAUGCUGAAGCUGGGGAAGAGGAAGACGAGGAUAGCGAUGAAGAUGAGAUGUCAGCUAAUAGAAUGGUAACGCAUCAUGACGAAGAAGAUGAUGAGGCUGAAGUCGAUGAAAAUGGAGAGAUAAAAAGUGCCAAUGGUCAAAAGCUAUCGUUUGAUUUUAACUCAAUUAGGUUAAUGCAUGAGUAUAUGCAGCAGCAAUUAAGUAAAAUUAACGGUAUUCAUGGCGGCCGUGUGGCUGGUGGUAACGAUGGCGUCGGCUUAGGCAGUGCCAGUGAUACAGACCAGGAUGAUGAAGAGCCCUUGCCGCUUAUACCGGAAAUUGAAUUAAUUACACCGUCUGAGGAUGCAGGCGCUGGCGUCUGCUCGUCGAAUGGUGCUACGACGAACGCGAGCAACUCUCAAGUUGUUGCUCAAAUGAAAGGUUAUCAGUGUCCACAUUGCUAUCAAAUUUUCGAAAUGAAACAAGUUUUGAAGGCACACAUGCAGAGUGUGCACGGGUUAGCCGGUCCAGUUUAUGAAUGUUCGAAUUGCAAAAAGACUUACUUCUAUAAGCGUUUUCUUGAGAAACAUAUCAGGCGAGGACGUUGCGUAAAAAAAAGACGUAAUCAAACGAGACCUAUGCAAUGCUCUGACUGUCAUGUAUUGUUCCCCACGGGCCAUCAUUUGGGUUGGCAUAAACGUACUGGAUGUCCCUCAAAAACGGCUAAAAUGCCGUUACAGCAGUUUUUUAAGCAGAACAUUGUGCAAUAUAAUAAUUUCCCAAAAAGAAUUGGUAUACGUAAGCCGGAAAACGCUAUUUAUUUACAUAAUCGCAAAUUAAUUAUGGCGAACAAUAAACGAAAGGGUCGUACUCGUAUUAAAUUGGAUGCGAAAAAAAUCGCUUUGGCAAAACAAUUGAUAUUGCGAGAGGCCACAACUACUGUUAUCGCCAAUGAAUUGAACAUAUCGCGCACGUUCGCUUGGCGUUUACGAAAGAGUCUCGUGAAUGGCGUUAGUUUACAUGAAAGAGUAAUUGAUCCGGUCGAUGAUGAUAUUGAAGAUGCCGUUGCUGAUGCACCAGAAUCCCCUAAACUUACACCGGCGACGUUACCUGCCACAGCAGAAAAUCAACCGCAAUUUAAUCAUCAGCCCUUAACCGAACAUAUAAAAACUGAGACUUUAGCUAGCGAAGAGGAAGAUUCGUUAGACGAAAUCAAAGAAUUUCAAGAUGAGUUUCACGAAGAACCACCAACAUCGAUACCACAAGGUAUUGCAACCUCUGUUAUACAGAGAAAUGAACAAGCAGUACAAAUGCAUGAAUUAUUACAAUCGUCUACUAAAGCUAUAGAAAAAAUGCAACAACAACAACAACAGCAGCAAUUAAGGCUAAGAGACGUUGCUGAAAUGAGUAGAUUGUCACAUCACGAUAACGAAAGUGAUAGUGAUAGCGAGGAAAAUCAUCCCAACGAAGAGACUGAUGAUGAUAAGCCGCUUCUUGAUAAAUUAAAUGAUCAGCCAGAUCAGCAGCAGCAACAUCAACCAUAUUUAAGUAUAACUAAUGUAGCCAGUCAAAGUGUAACCAGAGGUAACGACAUGCAAAACAAUGUCCUGAUGAAUGGAACAGUACCGAUAUUAACUCAGUUCCCUCCUGCCGUCGCUGCUGCAAUAAAUCAAUUACCCGUUAAUUUAUCGAUACGUCCGAUUGCUACGUUGCAAAAUAAUGAAACAUCAACGAAUUCUCUUCCUACGACUAAAAAGAAACCGCGUAAACCUAACGUUUUCAUCGAUGAUGAGAAAUACGCUAUGGCGAAAGUGUUGGUGGCGCAGAACGCUUCAACUAUGGAAAUAGCGAAGGCGUUGAAUGUGUCGCAGAUGACCGCCUGGAAACUGAGAGAUGCCAUAAUUAAAGGCGUGCCGCUAUCCUAUCGCAAUAAACGUGAUAUACGGCAUCAAACGCGUCAAGACGAUGAGACAUGCAGCGUUCAAAGUGACGGCAACGAGAAUAAACGUGAUUUAGGUGAACCAGAUAGCGAGCGACAGCAGCGCCUAUUGGUGCAACAGCAGUUAGAACAUCAACAAAAAUUGCAACAACAGCAUUUACAGCAACAGCAACAAAUUCAGCAAUUAUUGCAAAGGCAGCAACAAUUGCAACAACAACAGCAACAAUUGCAACAACAAAAACAACGUCAACACGAGCAACAAUUGCAACAACAACAACAGCAGCAGCAGCAGCAGCCGCAGCCGCAACAACAACAGCAACAACAACAACAACAACAAUCGCAGCAACAACAGCAACAAGAGCAAACACAAACGAGCACGCAAAAACCGCCUUCGAAUCCUCGUCGACGUUUAAAAGCAGCAGAAAGAGAAAUGCGCGAUAAAGAGAUUACUCGAGAAAUACUUGAAUUAAUCAAAGAAGACAAUAACAUACAAUAUUGGAAAGUCUCAGCACGUUUGGCUGAGAAGGGUUACGCCAUCUCACCGUCUUCGGUUUGUCAAAAACUGAAAUCAAUGGGCAUACAUAGGCGCUGGAAGCCUGGAGAUAAACCGCCCAUGAUCGAUAUGGAACAAUUGAAGGCCACCAAUAGCAUAGUAGCAGUCGCGGCAGCGGCGGCAGCAGCCAAUGCGAUACAAAAUGCUAAUAAUUCAUCAACCGAUGAAAAUUAUGAACAACAUCAAUUUGAUAUGGGUGGCACUCAUUUUUUAAGUGCCUUUACGCGUUAGUUGCGGCUAUGAAAAGGAAUAGGAACUAUAUAGGGAGGGAAGAGAGAAUGAAGCAGAGCAAGUAGUUAAGUAAAAAAUGAAUAAAUAAAUAAAACUAAAAAAUUAAAUACAAAUGAAUAUAUUGUUGUAAGUAAGUAUAGUUUUGAUAGAAUUUAAUUUAUGCUAAAAUAAGCCCAACGCACACACACACACACACACAUAUAUAUAUACAAA